Molecule: messenger RNA, 3776 nt
Organism: Zea mays
Lineage: Eukaryota; Viridiplantae; Streptophyta; Magnoliopsida; Poales; Poaceae
Source: RefSeq, a predicted model, not a curated record
UUGUGGCAACAAUUAUAUCUAGUGUCGUGUCCUCAAUAAUGUCUGGUGAAAGAACAACCCAUUAAGGGCUUGUUCGGUUAUUUUCAAUCCAUAUAGAUUGAAGGAGAUUGAUACGGAUUGAGAGAGAUUUUGACUUACUAGGGAUUGGAACCCCCUCAAUCUCCCUCAAUCCAUAUGGAUUGGGGUAGAAACGAACAAGCUCUAAUGCUUCAAGAUUCUUGUCACCAUUGAUGAUGGAGCCUUCUGUAGCUUCACGAUAUAGUGGUACUACCAAGAUGAUUCGAGCAUCAUCUCUCAUUAUUUGAGACAAGUCUAUUAAAAGAGAAAUGUGCCCUUAGACCAUUUCUAGUUGUUUUGGUGAUUAAAUACCCAACACACCAUUUUGAACUAACCAUGUUGAUAAGAGCAUGAGCACAUAUGUAAAGAAAACAAAUUGAAGAUAUCAAGUUCAAAAGAGCACAAACAUGGACCCAAGUGAGCAACUUGAUGUAAAAUGGUACACGUGUAAGGUUUGCACUUGUAAAUAUGUUGCAUAUGUCCAUUACAAUGUUUCUAGUAGUGUUUGGGCUCUAACAUAUUUUUUAGAGAAAAACACCUUUUGGUCUUGAGUUUGCAAAUAUUGCAAAUCAUUUUAAAAUGGAGUGAUAAAGGUAUGAUCCUAACAUUUAGUCAAUUGCUUUACUUGCUAACUAUGUUUUUCUGAGUGCUUAGAGGACCUCUUAAGUCGAGCCAAAAGAAGCCAAAGGAGUUUGGCACAAAAGUGAAGGCAGACGCUUCCAACUUGAGAACAUGCAAGCAUUAAGUAAUUGCAUAUUUGAUUAAACCAUUCUUUAUCCAAUCUAAUAGUCAAGCUAUUUUAUGAGAAGGCUAAAAUGUUAGCUAUAAGUGACAUGACAUUGGUUUGCAGCCAGUAGCAGAUCGUAUUAUUAAACUUGCUCUAAGGACAUGUACAACUCAAUUAAAUGAGGGAUCUCUUGAUGAGUCUAUAGGGGGCUAAGUGAAAAACAAGAGUUUGUCUAUUUACGACUCUCUAUGUAUAUUGUAUUUUGUCGCAUUAAUUAUUUAUAGACUCAUAGUUGUAUCGUGCUAUCUCUUAACUGUCUUCAGUAGAGCGUGCAAAAUAGAGGAUACAUAACUGUAGAUAUAUUGUUUGAUAAUGUUUGCAGAGACGGAUUUGAAAUAGGUAAUAAGAUAGAAGAUAGAGAAUACGUGGGACUUGGGAGAUCGUCUUAUACCUAGAAAAUCGUAGGUCUCUUGUACAUGCCCUAACCACCAACAAAAUCAAUUCCUGACAAUCACAAUCUGACAAUCACAACACUGUGCGUGCAAACAAAUUUGCCUUGGAAUCUUUGAGAUUAAACAAAUCGCUAAUCACCAACGCACUGAAGCGCUUGCUUUUAAUAUUACUAUUAUAUUGUUAUUUGUAUAUAAUAAAUCUUGUCAGAUUAUAUCCGAUUCCUCUGUCCACUAUACGGCAUGUCUGACCUGUUGAGUCGAUCGAAACUCUCCCUCCCUGGACCGCCUUCAGAUCCAGCAGUCAAACUUCCCCGUCCCCGGCGACCGUGGGGCCCACCACCCGAACUUCUUCGCAGAACACCAGACAGACCCCACGCCGGGCCCGUUCCAGUGGACCAUUGGGCUCAAGAACAGCCCGACGUGGGAUGGGAGUGUCCUCAAACCCAUCCGGGAUCCGGCCAUCCCGCACGCCUCGUCCUCACUCCUCAGUCCUCACCCCCGACACAGGUCUCGCUGGUAGCUUGCCCUCGUCUGCGCCACGCCUCCUCUAGCCCACCUCCUGCUCCUCCCCCACUCGCACAGUGCUCAAUGCCGCACAAACCCUAGUGCCCCCACUCCCUGUCUCGCGUGGCAGCCAUGGGAAACUGUUGCCGCUCGCCGGCCGCCGCGGCGCGGGAAGACGUCAAGUCGUCGCACUUCCCGGCCUCCGCCGGCGGGAAGAAGAAGCCCCACCAGGCGCGGAACGGCGGCGGGGGCGGCGCCGGGGAGAAGAAGCGGCUGUCUGUGCUCGGGGAGGAGGGGUGCGACGUUGGCGCCGGGAUCGAAGAGAAGUACGCGCUGGACCGGGAGCUCGGGCGCGGCGAGUUCGGCGUGACGUACCUGUGCAUGGACCGUGGCACGCGGGAGCUGCUGGCCUGCAAGUCGAUCUCCAAGCGGAAGCUGCGGACGCCCGUCGACGUGGAGGACGUGCGGCGGGAGGUGGCCAUCAUGCGGCACCUGCCCAAGAGCCCCACCAUCGUGUCCCUGCGGGAGGCGUGCGAGGACGACGGCGCCGUGCACCUCGUCAUGGAGCUCUGCGAGGGAGGGGAGCUGUUCGACCGCAUCGUCGCCAGGGGCCAUUACACGGAACGCGCGGCGGCCGCGGUCACGCGCACCAUCCUCGAGGUCGUGCAGCUCUGCCAUCGCCACGGCGUCAUCCACCGGGACCUCAAGCCCGAGAACUUCCUCUUCGCCAACAAGAAGGAGAACUCGCCGCUCAAGGCCAUCGACUUCGGCCUCUCCAUCUUCUUCAAGCCCGGCGAAAAGUUUUCGGAAAUUGUGGGAAGCCCAUACUACAUGGCUCCUGAAGUCUUGAAGAGGAACUAUGGACCUGAAAUAGACAUAUGGAGCGCUGGUGUUAUCUUGUAUAUUUUGUUAUGUGGUGUUCCUCCAUUUUGGGCUGAGACUGAACAAGGAGUUGCACAAGCUAUUCUUCGGGGAAAUGUAGAUUUUAAGCGAGAACCCUGGCCCAAUGUUUCAGAUAAUGCUAAAGAUCUUGUUCGGCAGAUGCUUCAACCUGAUCCAAAGCUCAGGCUAACAGCAAAGCAAGUUCUUGAGCAUCCCUGGCUUCAAAAUGCUAAGAAAGCUCCAAACGUUCCUCUUGGAGACAUUGUAAAGUCAAGGCUGAAACAGUUUUCAAGGAUGAACAGAUUCAAAAGAAGAGCUCUAAGGGUUAUUGCUGAUCACUUGUCGGCUGAAGAGGUUCAGGACAUAAAGGAGAUGUUCAAGGUGAUGGAUACUGAUAAUGAUGGUAUAGUUUCUUAUGAAGAGUUAAAGAGCGGGAUCGCAAAUUUUGGUUCUCAUCUUGCAGAAUCAGAAGUGCAAAUGCUUAUCGAAGCUGUGGAUACAAAUGGUAGAGGAGCACUAGAUUACGGUGAAUUUUUGGCUGUCUCGCUCCAUUUACAAAGGAUGGCAAAUGACGAGCACCUUCGGCGGGCCUUCCUAUUUUUCGACAAGGAUGGCAACGGUUUCAUCGAGCCCGAGGAGCUUCAGGAAGCCCUGAUGGAGGACGGGGGAGCUGAUACCAUGGACGUGGUCAAUGACAUAUUGCAAGAAGUUGACACAGACAAGGAUGGGAAAAUUAGCUACGACGAAUUUGUAGCGAUGAUGAAAACUGGCACGGACUGGAGGAAGGCAUCGCGGCACUAUUCAAGAGGGCGCUUCAAUAGCCUUAGCAUAAAGCUGAUAAAAGACGGGUCUGUAAAGCUGGGUAGCGGGUGAGGUUGCAGCUCUGCAACCGAUGCUCUUCUCUUCUCUUCUCCACGCAUUGCCCCUCGGGCCCACUAAUGAUUAUUUGUGGUCCGGGAUUUAGAUAGUCGGAGCCUCCCUGAUUGGUUUACUCGUGUAAUUAGCAGCCUUUUCCAGUGUCGCUGGGGAGCAUCUGCUGAAGGAUUGCACACCUGCACGCCUGCUCAUCUCCUCCGGUGUAGUACCUGACGCUCAAAAUGUUGUAAAAAUGUUUUGGUGUUGACCUCAAAUAUAAUGCAAUUUGCUCGCUGGUA